This is a messenger RNA of Podarcis lilfordi (Lilford's wall lizard), 1237 nucleotides long. The record is from the annotation of a GenBank genome assembly. NCBI's taxonomy places the organism in Eukaryota, Metazoa, Chordata, Lepidosauria, Squamata, Lacertidae.
CAACAGCUGAGCAGCGCCGAGUGCCUGGUCGGAUCUAAAGAGCAGACAGAAAAAGCACCGCUGUUGCUUAAACAAGAGAUCUCUCGAGGCAAAGAUUGACAGCUCUGUGGUUCUGGUGAGUACGGCGGGUUUCUGUUUUCUGAAAGCAAAACCAGGAUGUUAAACGACAGGCGCUGAGAUAGGUCGAUAGCUGGCGGCUCAGUUCACCUAGAUCCAGUUUGGGAUGAGGUUGUGCAGAGCGCGAUUCGAAUUCCUUGAAUUAAAGCGUGGGGCUGCAUGGGGGGGGGGGUUCUCCGAGCUCCCAUGCUUUUUGCAUUGGUAAGCCUUAUGCAUGCGUCCUGCAGUGAGACAGGUAGAUAAUCUGAACUGCAUUGUAAUUGCAGAGAUAACGUGGCCAUUGUAAGUUGCACUUCUGUAAGUGCUGUCGGUUUCUUCAAAGAUCAGCUUGUGGGAUUUUUUUGGCGAGGGGGAGACACCCUUUGAACGGCAACUGAUGUCCUUUCUCUUUUCCAUUUUGCUCUGCAGGUCUCUGUGACUCGCUGUGUCUACUCCCUUAGCUAACGAUGGAGACGAUGCAGGAGCUGAUUCCCUUUGCCAAAGAGAUGCUCAGCCAGAAACCCAACGGGAAGAUGGUCAAGCUGUACAUGCUGGGCAGCGUGCUGACGUUCUUUGGUGUGGUCAUUGGCCUGGUGGAGACUGUCUGCAGCCCUUUCGCCUCCGAGGAGAGGCAGGAGGAGGAGGAGAGGGAGAAGGAAGAGGAGAGACCUGCCACCCCCCUGACGAAAGAGGAGGUUGUGCCUCAGAAACAGGAGGGUGUAACAAUGGAAAAAAGCAAGCAGGUGCUAGCAGUGAGAAAUUUGGUGAACCGGCAGCAUGCAUCAUAAGAGCACGUCCGGCGCCUGCAAGAACAUCGUGACGUGAAAUGCACAGGACAUUCCUUGCCCCAUUCCUUCUUGACAGUGUAGUUUCCAGAACGCAAGAGAACUGUGACUUGUAUGCGAGAUGCAAAUGGACUCUAUACCUAAAACCAAGACAGUUUUAUUUUGCUGCCAUGCAGCAGUUUUAACUACACAGCCAUUUCAAUCUACGUACCUGUUCUUUAGGUAUGGAUAUGUGAAGCUUGUAGCAUCUUGUACCCACCUUUGUGUGGGGUGGUUGUUUUUAUAUUAUUGUUAUUAUGAUAACUAUGCAUACAAUUUACAUACAUUUUCAUUUUAAAUAAACUAUUUUAUACCUG